This is a messenger RNA of Rotaria sp. Silwood2, 303 nucleotides long. The record is from the annotation of a GenBank genome assembly. NCBI's taxonomy places the organism in Eukaryota, Metazoa, Rotifera, Eurotatoria, Philodinida, Philodinidae.
AUGAGUUUCAUAUCAUUUGAUUCUUCUGAUGAUAUUUGUUUAAUAUCCUCUGGUGAUCUCGAUGUCAUAUCAAGUUCUUCUUCAAUACGUGUUCGAAAUGCCUCUAAUUCGUCUUCUUCUGAUAACUAUACUCCUGAACAAUUGAAGCAAUUCUUAUUAAAAAAAAAUCAAAAAUAUCGUCUUGUUAGUAAUGAUUCAACAAAGUCAUUGGCAGCUUGGUGGCGUGCUUUUGGAUUUAUAAAUGUUCAAAAUGAAAAUAAUAAAUUUGAACAAAUUGCCGGUUAUAGUAUUAUUGUGACAUAA